AUGACGUCGCGUGGCAAAGAGCGCUUGGUGUUCCGUGAUUUUACAUAUUACAAGCAAAGUCGGACACGAAGUGGCUUUAGAUGGGGGUGUACAAAGAACAGGUGGCACAGGUGCAAGGCGUACCUCCAUCUCGCAGAUGACAUGACGAUCGUAAGGAGUAACAUGGAGCACACACAUAGUCCUUUUGGCACUCCUUCACGGAAGCAAGUUCCCUGA
Molecule: messenger RNA, 216 nt
Organism: Parnassius mnemosyne (clouded apollo)
Lineage: Eukaryota; Metazoa; Arthropoda; Insecta; Lepidoptera; Papilionidae
Source: the annotation of a GenBank genome assembly